CCUGGAACACGGAAGAAGUAUCCCCGAUUGUGGGUUCAUUACAUGCUUGGCUUUAAUAUUAGCCACUUCUAUGGAUGAGCUGCAGCAGUGUAGCACAGUAUGUAAAGCAAAGUACAGGUAUCAGCCAUUAAUUAUGUUUCAUUUUCUUUCCACAGUUAAGUUGAUUUUACAGAAUUUAUCAGGUCUUCAAAGCAGAAACAGGUGAUUUUUGCUGUGGGUUGAGCUCAGCAUGGCUGUAGUCAUCCGUUUACAGGGGCUUCCUGUUGUUGCGGGUCCUGCAGAUAUUCGUCGUUUCUUCUUGGGAUUGAAUAUUCCUGAUGGAGGUGUGCAUAUUAUUGGAGGAGAGAUUGGGGAGGCUUUUAUUAUAUUUGCAACAGAUGAAGAUGCACGGCGUGCCAUGAGCUGUUCGGGAGGGUUUAUCAAGGACUCGCGCAUCGAGCUCUUCCUCAGCAGCAAGGCAGAAAUGCAGAAUACCAUAGAAAUGAGCCGGAAACGGUUUGACCGUGGGGGACGAGAAACUCUGUCUGGCUCUAGAAGAACGGGUACUAACGGUUCUGGAGCCCCAGGUGUUGGGGACAUUCCACAUUUAGUAACGCCUUUUCCAAAAGGAAUAAGUAAACCUGGUUACGGUCCACCAAAUCACCCGGAGGCUGGUUUCCAUACUAAUGGCACAAGACAUGGUGAUAUAGGUAUGCCUAAACCGAGCUAUCAGUCAAGAAAGGAUUCUCUUCCAUUUAAUCCAGAUGACCUUUACUUAUUUCUACGUGGUAUUCCUUACUCUGCAACAGAAGAUGAAGUGCGUGCUUUCCUUUCGGGGAUACAUGUGGAUGGAGUGAUUCUGAUAAAGCAUCGCAAUGGUUUAAACAAUGGUAACUGCUUGGUAAAAUUUGCUACUCCUGGUGAUGCCUUAGAAGGACUUAAACGUCAUAGGCAAUACAUGGGUCAGAGAUUUAUAGAAAUAAGCCCAUCUACAGAAGAACGGUGGAUUGAAUAUGGUGGGAGAGUAGACAUGCCAAAUGAAAUGGAUGACUUUUUGUGUGAAGACCACUCUCCAAGAAGUUCAGACUACAUGCAUUUCAGGAAGCAUUCUCAUUCAAGAUCACCAAGGAGACAAAGAACACGUUCUCGUUCACCUCCCAGCCAGGAAUAUUACAUACACUUAAGAAAUUUAUCUACAAAUCUGGAGAAGAGAGAUUUGAAAGAAUUUUUUUUUGGUCUGGAUAUAUGCAGCAAACAAAUAAAGCUUCUAACAGAUAAGCAUCAGAGGAGGACUAGAGAGGCCUUUGUGAUGUUAAGGAGUGAGAGAGAUUAUCAGGCUGCUUUGGAAUGUCAUAGAAAGGUUCUACUCAAUCGUUCGGUUUACGUGUUUCCAAUUUCAAAAAAGUCGAUGUUGAAAAUAAUUGAUUCUUGUGAGAGGAGGAGAUCACAGGACAGAGAACAUCUUGGACAGGCCCUAUCAGAAAAAAGUUAUCGGGAAAGCCAUUCUGGCCCCAAGACGUGUGUUUAUGUAAGGAAUUUUCCAUUUGAUGUGUCAAAAAUUGAAGUGCAAAAGUUCUUUGCAAGAUUUGAUGUUGACGAAGAUGAUAUUUACUUGCUCUAUGAUGACAAAGGAGUUGGGCUGGGAGAAGCAUUAGUGAAGUUUAAAUCUGAAGAACAAGCCAUGAAAGCAGAAAACUUAAAUCGUCGAAGAUUCUUGGGAACGGAGGUAUUAAUAAGACUUAUAUCUGAAGAGCAGAUGCAGAAGUUUGGUGUAACAGUACCAUUGUCCCCACCAAGUGAAAUGCAGGGUCAUUCACAUCAGUAUGACAGAGGUGAGCUUUCCUGUCCAGUCGGUUCACCAUCUGGGCCACCACAAGGGCCACCCAUGCAUUCAUUUGGUCCCCCUGGGAACUUCAGGCAUCCUUCUGAAUUUAGGCACCCACCUGAGGAAUUCAUGUGCCCUCCAAAGGAUUUCAGAGGUCCGCCACCACUCCUGGAUUUUGGUGGUGACAGUGAACAUUUUGGCAGAAUGGAGUUUGGGAAUAAUAAAAUGGGAAAUUUUCCUGAAGGAAGAUUUAUGCCAGAUCCAAAUUUCAGUGGUGGUUCUGAACGUGUUGUUCCUAUUAGAUUGAAAAAUUUACCUUUUAAAGCUACUCCUAAUGAGAUUCUGGAUUUUUUCUAUGGCUACAGAGUCAUACCAGAGUCAGUUUCUGUUCAGUAUAAUGAACAAGGAUUACCUUCAGGUGAUGCCAUCGUUGCUAUGACAAACUAUGAGGAAGCUAUGGCUGCUAUUAAUGAACUGAAUGACAGGCCAAUUGGUUCACGGAAAGUUAAGUUGAGCUUACUGUAAAGGAGGAUAAGAUGCUCUAGAGAAAAACAUUCUAGAUUUGACAGUAUUGACAAUUAUUUUAACUCUUAACUGGAAGAUGCAGAAGAAACUGUUUCCAUCAACGGUUGUAAAUAAUACCUAGUUCAGUUGUUUAGACCUCAGUUGAAAUAUUUUGUAUGGUUAAGAUGUGAGAACUGUAUUGUGCCUACUUCUUGUGGCAGAGAAGAGCCCAGAAAUCCUGGAGGACAUUGAAUGUCUAACAUCAAAGUAUAAAGACGUGGAGUUGUAAUGCUUUGGGGUUUUUUUUAGUUUGCUCUAAUUCCACGUCCCACAACUUUGCAUCAAAAAUGUAAGUGCUGGUUGACUGACCACACAAACGGUUCAAAUAGAAAAGCUUCAGUGCUACCUGCAUUAGUAAAUAACAUUUCUUACUGAGGUUAGCUUAAUAAAAUUUUAAAAAUACUGAUUUUUUUAUUUGUGUGUAAACUGUUCAGGUUUUCCUCGGUUUCAUGUGGUUGCAGGCAUUGCUAUUAAAAGAAAAAAGAGCCUUCUGUUCACAGUAGCUGGCUUUGCAACUUUUUAAAAAUAAAAAUGAAAUUGCCAUUAAA
Chaetura pelagica (chimney swift) is the source of this 2916-nucleotide messenger RNA. It is a transcript of the gene RBM12B, whose product is annotated as RNA binding motif protein 12B. Gene Ontology annotation, molecular function: RNA binding. The transcript has 2 exons. The coding region runs from base 230 to 2329 and encodes 699 amino acids. Gene Ontology annotation, cellular component: nucleoplasm; ribonucleoprotein complex. NCBI's taxonomy places the organism in Eukaryota, Metazoa, Chordata, Aves, Apodiformes, Apodidae. The record is from RefSeq and is a predicted model, not a curated record. Gene Ontology annotation, biological process: regulation of RNA splicing.